Cryptomeria japonica (Japanese cedar) is the source of this 495-nucleotide messenger RNA. RefSeq names its product proline-rich receptor-like protein kinase PERK7. Gene Ontology annotation, molecular function: protein kinase activity; ATP binding. The transcript has 4 exons. NCBI's taxonomy places the organism in Eukaryota, Viridiplantae, Streptophyta, Pinopsida, Cupressales, Cupressaceae. Bases 1 to 495 code for a protein of 164 amino acids. Gene Ontology annotation, biological process: protein phosphorylation. The record is from RefSeq and is a predicted model, not a curated record.
AUGGAGCAGAGCUGUAAAACAGAGCUCUAUGGAUCAGAAUUAUUAUCUUCUCAGGGAAACGAUAAUAACGAGGAGAUAAAUUGGCAUGAACACCUGGAAAUCCUGCCACGUAACUCUCUCGGGCUAGGGUUUUUAGUACAAAUAGGCAGUGGUGGUUUUGGGAUUGUUUUCCGUGGAAUUCUACCUAAUGGAAGACACGUGGCAGUCAAGGUGUUAAGAAAAGAAAGUCUUCAAGGCAAAGUCGUGUUUCUUCACGAAGGUGAAGGCUUCCGCAUAAUGCACAAAGACAUCAAGCCGACCGGCAUUCUUUUGGAUGAAAAUCUGAAUGCCAAGAUUUCUGAUUUUGGCUUUGCACAAAUACAACUAUCGUAUUACGAGGAUAUCAGCAUUCAAGGAACGCGUAUUGUUGGAACAUUUGGUUAUGCAGCUCCCGAAUAUAGUGCUACUGUUCGUGCGAGUCUGAAAUCAGACAUUGCACAAAGUCUGAGAUAUUAA